UUCUUCAUCAUCACCACCACCCACCACAACUAUAUAUAUAUACCACUUUUAUUCAUUUUUGUAGUCUUCUCAGUUAUAUAUAUUUAUAUAUUUUCAGUUAAUUGCUUAUUGGUCCUUGAAGAGUUGAUAAAUAUGUUUAUUGGGAAAGUGGUGGAUGCAUUGAGUGGUGGAAAUAAUGAUGAUAAGAAGAUGAUAAAUGGGAAAGUUGUUUUGUCGAAAAAGAAUGUGUUGGAGUUCAAUCCAUUGGCUACUUCAGUUAAUGCAGGCUCUGCUAUUUUGGAUCGAGUCGUCGAGUUCUUAGGUGGUGGAGUUUCUCUACAGCUUGUUAGUGGUCACAAUGCGAACAAAGUUGGUAAAGAAACAAAGUUGGAAGAUUGGGUUACUUCUGCACCAACCAUAAUACCGGGAGACUCAGUAUUUAAAGUGAGUUUCGAGUGGGACGAAUCUAUCGGAGUCCCUGAAGCUGUGAUCUUCAAGAACAAUCACGUUGAAGAGCUCUUCCUCAAGACCAUUACCCUUGAUGAUGUUCCUGGUGAAGGUGUUGUUCAAUUCAUUUGCUAUUCUUGGGUUUACUCAGCCAACAAAUACGACUACGAUCGUGUAUUUUUCAGAAACAAGUCAUAUCUUCCAAGUGCAACACCAGCACCAUUGCUUAAGUACAGAAAGGAAGAGCUUCAGAACUUGAGAGGAGAUGGAAAAGGAGAGCGUAAAGAGUGGGACAGAGUCUAUGACUACGAUGUGUACAAUGAUUUGGGUGAACCUGACAAAGGUGAGGACUUUGCUCGUAAAAUUCUUGGAGGGAAUAGCGAGUUUCCUUACCCUCGGAGAGGAAGAACAGGCAGACCACCCACCAAAACAGAUCCUAAAAUUGAGAGUAGGCUAAAGGCAGUGAAUCUUACAAAACCACUAGAUCCUGUUGAAUCUUUAGACAUUUAUGUUCCAAGAGAUGAAAGAUUUGGUCACUUGAAGAUGUCAGAUUUUCUUGCUUACGCAAUUAAGGCUUUAUCUCAUGCCGUCGUACCUGCUCUAAAGCAUUUCUUCGAUGAAACUCCAAACGAGUUCGAUAAAUUCCAAGAAGUACAUGAGUUGUAUGAAGGAGGAUUGGAGUUACCAACAAAAGUAUUUGAUAAAAUAAGGAAAGCUGUUCCGGACGACAUGUUGAAAGAGUUGCUCCGAUCUGAUGGUGAAAAAUUCCUUGAAUUUCCUAUGCCUGAUGUUAUCAAAGAGAGUAAAUCUGCAUGGAGAACAGAUGAAGAAUUUGGAAGAGAAAUGCUUGCUGGUGUUCACCCUGUCCUCAUUGCCAGCCUUAAAGAAUUCCCACCCACCAGCAAGCUAGACAAGAAAUUGUAUGGUGAUCACACUAGCAAAAUUACAAAAGAACACAUUCAAAAUUACUUGGAGGGGCUUGAUGUAGAUACGGCACUGAAUCAAAACAAACUAUUCAUAUUGGAUCACCAUGAUUCAUUCAUACCAUACAUGAGGAGGAUAAACACAACUCUUACAAAGGCUUAUGCAACUCGAACAAUCCUCUUUUUGACUAAGGAUGGCACAUUAAAGCCUAUUGCCAUUGAAUUAAGCCUACCACAUCAAGAUGGUGAUGAACAUGGUGCAGUUAGUAAAGUAUAUACUCCAACUGAAGAAGGUGUUGAAGGCACCAUUUGGCAAUUGGCUAAAGCUUAUGUAGCUGUAAAUGAUGUUUGCUACCAUCAAGUCUAUAGUCAUUGGUUGAAGACACAUUGUGUGAGUGAGCCAUUUGUGAUAGCCACAAAUAGGCAAUUAAGUGUACUACAUCCAAUUCACAAACUAUUACAACCCCAUUUUCGUGAUACUAUGAACAUAAAUGCACUUGCUAGGCAGACUCUUAUCAAUGCAGAUGGUCUUGUUGAGUUAGCAUUUUUUCAAGGAAAGUAUGCUAUGGAAUCAUCAUCAUUGAUUUAUAAAGAUUGGGUUUUUACUGAGCAAGCACUCCCAACAGAUCUUCUUAAAAGAGGAGUGGCAGUAAAGGAUGAAAAUUCUCCACACGGACUUCGUCUUCUAAUAGAGGACUAUCCUUAUGCUGUUGAUGGGCUAGAGAUUUGGUUUGCAAUUAAUUCAUGGGUUAAAGAAUAUUGCUCGUACUACUACAAGACUGAUGAUACAAUUCAAAACGAUACAGAAAUUCAAGCAUGGUGGAAAGAAAUUAGAGAAGUCGGUCAUGGCGAUAAGAAAGAUGAAACUUGGUGGCCAAAAAUGCAAACCAUUGAGGAACUUGUGGAGUCAUGCACCACAAUUAUAUGGAUAUCUUCCGCUCUUCAUGCAGCUGUUAACUUUGGACAAUAUGCUUACGAAGGGUUCCUUCUAAAUCGCCCUACAUUAAGUCGAGAGUUUAUGCCCGAAAAGGGUACUCCAAAGUACGAGGAACUUAAAUCUGACCCCGAAAAAGGUUUCUUAUCGAUAAUUACACCCGAAUUUCAAAGCCUUCUUGGGAUUUCCCUUGUUGAGAUUUUGUCAAGGCAUGCUUCGGAUGAAAUCUAUCUAGGGCAAAGAGAAAAUCCUGAUUGGACUUCGGAAUCGGAUCCUUUGCAAGCUUUUGAAAGAUUUGGAAAGAAACUUAGUGAAAUUGAAGACAAAAUUACAAGUAGAAAUAAAGAUAGGAAUAUGAAGAAUAGAGUUGGACCUAUUAGUUUUCCAUAUACUUUGCUUAUGCCUAAUGGUGAGGAAGGCCUCUCUGCCAAAGGAAUUCCCAAUAGCAUCUCAAUCUAAAAAUUGAUCUUAUUAUAUUAUAAUAUUUGUAUUGUUUUUCAUGUCUUUUUUCUUAUGUAAUAAUUCUCAACUUAUGCAUGCAUGUAUGUAUGAGUUUGAGUACAGCAUUAAUUAAUAAAUAAGUUUAUUUUAGUAAUUAUAUAUAAAAAUUUCACAUAUUUAAUUAAUAUAUAUAAAGGUAUUUCGAUAUAUUUAA
Molecule: messenger RNA, 2938 nt
Organism: Cannabis sativa
Lineage: Eukaryota; Viridiplantae; Streptophyta; Magnoliopsida; Rosales; Cannabaceae
Product: probable linoleate 9S-lipoxygenase 5
Exons: 9
Coding region: 133-2742 (869 amino acids)
Biological process (GO): lipid oxidation
Molecular function (GO): metal ion binding; protein binding; oxidoreductase activity, acting on single donors with incorporation of molecular oxygen, incorporation of two atoms of oxygen
Source: RefSeq, a predicted model, not a curated record